Molecule: messenger RNA, 1638 nt
Organism: Melampsora larici-populina 98AG31
Lineage: Eukaryota; Fungi; Basidiomycota; Pucciniomycetes; Pucciniales; Melampsoraceae
Exons: 6
Coding region: 1-1638 (545 amino acids)
Source: RefSeq, a predicted model, not a curated record
AUGAUCAUACGUGUCACAAGUCUUUCUCUCAUUCAAUAUCGUAAAGUCAUAAAGCUAUGUAUCAUCACCUGGGGAUUCGGGCAAAUGCUCCUUUUCAGCCAUCCUGUCAAUGGUUUACCACUCAUUCCAGACGUAAAUGAGUUUAGUACAGUGGUUAAGGCAGCAAGGGAAUCAAGACUUGCAGGUAAAGAGGGAGAGGGUCUUUCUGGAAUAGAGAAAUUUGCAAAUAAUGAUCAUUUCGCAGAUAGUCCUGCAACUAGAAACGACCCAUUCGGCACCAAUCCGAGACCGGAAUCUCCAAAAAGGUUGACAUACGACGCCGAACCUGGUCAGGAAGCCUCAGCCUCAGGUACUACGAAAAAACUUACUGAGGCAGAAUUACAGGAGUCAUCAACCGUAAUGAUAGAAAGUGUCUCUCAACACCCUGACGCAUAUGCCGAACAGAUGUUGAAAGAAGAUCCCGGUUACCUUGGAGUUGCUGUAAAAGUAUACCAAGAAGGACCUCUUGAUAGAAAAAUUGCUGCAAUUAACAAAGUUUACACGGCGGCCCAGACGGCUGGAAAAGUCAACGCACAAGGCACCACUUAUAAAGCUAUACAUUUGACUCAAUUUUUAUAUUGGGCAAAAGAACCGACUACUGCAGCUACGCCUGAACUUGAACAGUUGAGAGAUCUGUGUGAUGUUUAUCUUCAAAAUCUCAAAUCAGAUGCCGACAUCGAUCCCAUCAUAAAACAACUGGCAACUGCGGCUUAUGACGCUGAGCCUCGAGGUCCAAAUAGAAACUUUCCAGGCUUUGGAACUCAAAACACCAAGGCACCCGUCAUAACGAAUCUGAAUGCUGCUUCUCAUACCAGCAAUGCACCUCCGAAAUCGAAUCCGACCAUCAACAUAGAAGAUGACCUUAUUUCUCGUCUACCUGCUGACAAGAAGCAACUUCUAGACACAGUUUUCCAACAGCAAAAGAAAGAUCAAUUAGCUGCACAAACCUCACAACAAGGUGCUAAGUCAAAGCCAAGUCUAGCUGAACAAGUUACAGAAAGAUUGAAACAAGAUCCUAAGUUGAAACAAAGUUUAGCUGAAGAAACUGCACGAUCAAAAGCCGUUUCCCAAGCUACAACUUCCGACGUUCCAAGUGACUUCCCUGGACUCAAAAACCGACCAGCAAAACUUCUAAGUCCUGCAGAAGUCAAGGAGGUACAGAGACUCCUCAAGAAUCCAGUCAACAAACUUCCUCAUCCUGAAGAUUUCAAAGCAGCUUCAUCUAGCCAGAAACCAACCCCGAAGCUUACGACGAUCUCCAAGAAACCAGAAACUCCACCCGCAGAUGACCCUCUGAGUCGCGCUAGACGACUCCCAACUCCGGGCGAAGUACAUGAAGUCCAAGUUGAUCCAACCGGAUUUGCAACAAAACUAUUCACAAGACCAGCAGCAGGUAGUUCAUCAGGACUUCCACUUCCUAUCCCGCCAAAUCAAGCAUUUUUGAAAAACGUAGCCACUCCCAAUAAGUCGGCCUUAAAGGCAUUAGAUAAAUUAGGAGGUCGGAGAACACCACAGGUUCCAAAAUCAUCUACUGGGGGUGGUAUCACUCCUGAUGCAUUUCAAAAUGCACAACCACUUCCACAACCUCGUGGAUCUUAA